CAAUAAAACAUCAAAAUGGCGACACUUCCGGUUAUUGCGCCGCAUUUCGACAUUUUUUUAGCGCAUAAAAACUGUAGAAUUUCUUGAGUUUAGAACAUUUCCAAUGACUUUUCAAUUUCCGAACCUGAUAAUAAGCAUGGAAGUUAUUAACUGGCAAAAUGUUAAAAGCAUUGAGACGUCUUGUGUGGAGAAAACGUUCUCGAAAGCAAUCGAAAUUUGGCUGUUAAAACCACACGUUGUGAACCGGAGACUUUCUGGUGCAGUCGUGCUGUACAGAACGCGCACGAAUGAUGGACUUACGCUAGGGAAACUCAUUCAAAAGUUUUCUACCACAAGUUGUGAAUUAAGUGACAGUUUCUCUGCCCAGUAUAUUGAAACACUGACGAAAGACAACGCUGGUUUAUCCUGUGAUGAAAAUGGCCUUAAAAAUAGCAUCCCAAAAUACUCUGAAAAUGAACAAGAACAUGAAGAACGGAACUCGAGUUGUGACGGUCCUGAAAGUUCUCCACAUUUGACGGAUGAGAAUUCACGAUUUGAGUUGUGUGUUCGGAAACUUGUACCACGAAGCACAGGACAUCGAAAUGGAAGUGCAGAAGAAACAGUGAAUGAAAUAAUCGUCAUUGAUCAUGAAGAAUGUUCAGCCACAUUUAUUCCUCUUCAAAAUGCCUCUGAAGCAUCGAGCGACAGCAGAAACCUGAUGCAGACAGCGUACAGAUUUACUUUCUCUUUGAAGACCUCAAGGAUAAACCUCACUAUUUCGGAGGACUACAAAGAACCAAAGUCCCCCUCCCUAGCAGUGGCAUGCCCGACGAUAGCCUGGCUACAAGACUGCUUGCUGCCCAAGAUAGCCAAAUGGGCAUCGGAAGUCAGCCCCGAUGCGCCAGUCAGGAACUCCCAGGCUCUCGUGUCUAUGGAGCGCUACAGCGCCCUCUACGGCGAACUGAAGAAAAAAUACGGGGCAAAGUUUGUCGAGAUUUGGCCUGAGAACACAGACCCGCUGAAAUUUGUGUACGAGGAUGUUGCCAUAGCAACCUACCUGAUUUCGCUGUGGGAGCAAGAACGAGCUGAGAUGGGAUUAGAGAGUCCCCAGUCCUUCGUUGACUUGGGUUGCGGCAACGGCCUUCUGGUGCACAUACUCAACAGUGAGGGGUAUCCUGGAAAAGGCAUCGAUUUGAGAAGAAGGAAGAUCUGGGAUCUGUAUGGACCAGAGACCAAUCUGGAGGAGUGUUCCAUCACUCCAUCCGAUAGCUUCCUGUUCCCUGAUUAUGAUUGGCUGAUUGGCAACCAUUCAGAUGAGCUGACACCAUGGAUACCUGUCAUGGCUGCGAGAUCAUCCUAUACAACCAGAUACUUUGUCCUGCCCUGCUGCUUUCAUGACUUUGACAUGAAGUUCAUGCGGACUGAUCAGACCAAGACACAGUACCGCGCCUACCUAGACUUUGUGGAGGAGGUCGGAAGAGUGUGUGGCUUCCAAGUUCAGGAGGACAUCCUGAGAAUUCCAUCCACAAAGAGGAUUUGCCAAAUAGGAAGUCAUAGAACCUACACACCAGAGUGGUCGGAAGCUAUUCAUCAGGAGAUUACAGAUUACAUCGCUAGCCGACACUCCUGUAACAGUGAAAAUAAUACUGAAAAUGCAGUGAAUGCUGCUAGUACCUUGACUUGUCAAAUACCAAACACUCACUCAAGCUGUGGUGACCAGACUCAUGUCCUAGAAUCCAAUACAAAGAGUUCAGUCCCGUCCGCCCAGUGGGCUCCUCAUUUUCACCCCCGCGAGAAAAUGGAGCCGGUCCGUAAUUGUGCCAAGGUGGACUAUGAUUUGAGGCAGAUGAUUGUCAACAAGGUGGCUUGUUCCAUACUGACUGAUGCAGGGGUGGAUUUUGCAGACAGUGUGAGGGGAAAGAAAGAGAAAAAGCUGUGGCGAAAAGGAGGCUCUCUGACUUUUGCGGAGAUUGCCAAACUCUUUGACAGCGACACCCUGAAACAGCUGAAGAGCGAAUGCGGAGGCUUGAAGACACUCCUCAAAAAUUCCCACCAAGUUUUCCAAGUGUCCAGUUGCAGCGUUGAGAUAAGAGACUGGUCUGAAGGUGCCCCAACCCAGCGAGCUCACGCCAAGAAGCCGAUGAGAAAAAAUGCUCGCAAGACGGACACCUUCAAGACUCGGCUGUGCUGGUUCCACGCCCAGCACCCCGACGGAUGCCCUCUCUUGGCUAGCCAGUGCCAGUUUGCGCAUGGAAAGGACGAACUGCGGAAAUUAAUGCUGUCUGUGAAAUAGCGCGAUUAUCUGUGGAACUGUCUGAUGUUGUGGAGCACAAAUUUGCACAGUACAGAAAACCAUUGGAAUUUAUACAAGUAUGGGAGCUAGCUGCAUGCAGCUUGGAAAAGUUGCCUUCAUUGUGAAUCCAAUGUCAAAAAUUGUGAGAUGUUGAUAUCGGACAUGCAACUUUUCCUCAGAGCAGCUGAUUUCUUCAUUUUCCACUCCACACUUAUGGCAUUAAAAAUUAAAAAUCACAGUACAAACUCUUUUCUUAGUUACCUCUCAGUUGCAUGCCUGUGAUAUAUGGCAUGGUUAAAUUACUAAACAAAAUAGCAAAAAGCCACUAAACAAAAAUGGAACAUACGUUGACUUCGUUUGUAAUUUUUUUGGGAAAUGUGUGUUAUUUAACUAUUAGUAAUCAAUUCAGAUUACUCUACCUUUUUUGUUAUUUGACUGUUGAAAAAAUAGAGGAAUGCCAUCUUAAAACGUCAGGUUUAUGAAUUUAGUGUUAAAUUAUAAAAAUGAAGAUAAAACUCAACACUAAAAUGAAAGUGAAUGCACAAAACUGAAUCAACUUGAACAAGUAGGUAGGUAAUAAAGUCAUUUUUUUGGUCAUAAUACUGUUGCAAAUCUUUGAAACCUAGGGAAAGGAAGAUUGCUUGAGGUUGCAAAAGUCAUUGUGGAGCAAUAAGAACUGUUGUAGAACUAAAGAAAUAGUCCUCCUGAUAACUGUUAAUGCACCUAAACUGAUAACUGUUAAUGCACGUUUAACUUAUUAAUCAGAAGAAACGUUAAUAUGGUGUGUUUCUAUGAAGUGACUGUUUGUGAUAUUUAAGUAAAUUAAGGUAUGGAGUACCGAAGUGAAUACGUCACGCGCACAAAAUGUGUGUGAAAGACAUUGGCACGUGAUUCAGCUUGUGAACCAACACGCGCGCGUACUCCAUUCGUUUGCACUACACUUUUUGGUUCUAAAUUACGUCGCACUUCGGUACUCCAUAAAGGGUCAGUUGAUUUGUACAUAUCUGAUUUCACUUAUUUGUGUUUUAUGAGAGACAAGAAAAGAUGAUUAUGUUAAAGAUGUUUUUGUUAAUAAACCACUUACCACCAAAUAUUUGGUCUGAAAGUC
Patiria miniata (bat star) is the source of this 3380-nucleotide messenger RNA. It is a transcript of the gene trmt44, whose product is annotated as probable tRNA (uracil-O(2)-)-methyltransferase. Gene Ontology annotation, molecular function: metal ion binding; tRNA (uridine) methyltransferase activity. The transcript has 9 exons. The coding region runs from base 104 to 2272 and encodes 722 amino acids. Lineage: Eukaryota; Metazoa; Echinodermata; Asteroidea; Valvatida; Asterinidae. The record is from RefSeq and is a predicted model, not a curated record. Gene Ontology annotation, biological process: tRNA methylation.